ACCGCCCGGAGCACCAUGGGCCCGGAGGGUUCCUCAGGCGCCGGACGCUGAAGAAGAUGACUGAUGCUGGAGCUCUCUUGAGUCAUGGCUUCUUCAAAGCUCCGAGAACCUGCUGAUGAGGUUUUUGACCUAGACUUGGCUGUGCCAGAGACGGUCAGACUGGACAGCAGUUUACACAAAGCCCGGGCCCAACUGCUGGCCAAGGGCCGUAGACAUCGGCCUUCCCGCUCCAGGCUUCGGGACAGUGCCAGCUCUGCGGAGGAUGGUGAAGGCUCCGAUGGGCCCGGAGGCAAGGUGACCGACGGCUGCGGGAGCCCCCUGCACCGGCUGCGCUCGCCUUUGCACUCGGGCCCAGGGUCUCCGGCCGUGGGCUCUUUCUGCCUGGAGCCUCCGGGGUUGCGGCGCAGCCUGGAUGAGGACGAGCCGCCACCGUCGCCNNGCACCAGAGCCAGGCUGCAUGAUCCUAAGUCAGGAGAAUUUCUACCACCUCACACUGGCAGCUGAAGGAGACAGACAGGCCACCACACAGGCUAUUUUCUCCCCCCUUCCCCAAAAGAUGACAGCCGGGAUGCCAGCCCACCUGAGCCCGCCAGCCCCACCAUCGGCCUGGACAAGAAGACUCGCCGGAAGUUCCUGGACCUGGGGGUCACCUUACGCCGAGCAUCUACUAGCAAGAGCCGGAAAGAUAAGGGCAGCAACCGCCUGUCCAUGGGCAGCAGGGAGUCGGUGGAAGGGUCCAGCAGGUCAGGGGGCUCCCCGUUCCUGCCCUUUUCCUGGUUCACGGACAGUGGCAAAGGCUCAGCGUCCUCCGGCAGCACCACCUCCCCUGCCUGCUCCCCUAAACAUGAGAGCUUCAGCCCUAAGAAGUCAGCUUCUCAGGAAUCCACCCUGAGUGACGACUCCACACCCCCCAGCAGCAGCCCCAAGAUCCCGAGUGGUUCCCGGCAGGAGGCCAAGUGUUCCUACCCCUACCACACGCUGUCCCAGUCUUCGGAUGAGUUCCUGGAUGAACCUCUCCCCACCAUCCACCACUGGACCAGUCAGCAGGUGGGCCAGUGGCUGCACAGCCUCAACCUGGAGCAGUAUGCUGCUGAAUUUGCUGCACGGCAGGUGGACGGCCCGCAGCUACUGCAGCUGGAUGGAAGCAAACUGAAGAGCCUGGGGCUCAGCAGCUCGCAGGACCGGGCCCUGGUGAAGCGGAAGGUGAAGGAGCUGGCAGCGGCUGCGGAGAAGGAGCGCAAGGCCCAGGAGAAGGCUGCCCGGCAGCGUGAGAAGCUCCGGCGCAGGGAGCAGGAGGCCAAGAAGAGCUAGAGGAGAGUGAGGCAGGCAUGGCACCCAGGCACGGGCAGCCACCGGGCAUGGCGGGCACAGGUCUCCCCAGGGAAGCAGAGCCUGGGCGCCAAGCUUGGGCUGGCCUGUCCCCACGCUCUCAGGGGGUACAUGCCCCCUCACCUUGUCCCUCUGUCUGGAUCAAGAUCCCUCAGAAAGGGAGAACCCAGGGAGAGGGCCCAGUAAUAAAUGGAUUUCAAGGACUCAUUUGGCACAGAGUUCCUGGGGGAGAUGGCAGAUUAUGGGGAGAGGGCAGAGAGGCCAGGGCUGAAGCCAGUCUGGGAGCCUGGAGGUACCUAGGUUAGUCUGACCCUCUGUCCUCAGGCCACAGUGGGCCUGGGGCUGGCAGUGAGCUAGCAUGCCUCCAGAGGCCCUGACAUGGGCCCAGGGUCUCAGGGCUCAAAGAGGUGGCUGAGCAUCUCGGCAGGUGUAGGUGGAUGGAGUUGUUCCUCUCUAGCUCUCCAAGGUGGCUGUGUGUGGGGGAAGCUCUGUUCUGUUCCCAGGGGGGCCAGUGGGCACCGCAACAAGCUGCACUCAGGGUAGACUCCCAGUCUACCUGUUCAACAGGAGAGCAGAGGAAGCAGCAUGGUUGUCCCAUGUGGUCCUUGCAGGACUUCAGGAGAAGGAAGGAUGAAACCCUCCUUCUUUUCCCCUUCCCUGUCCUGUGGUCCCAAUGAUGAGAUGACAUCCCCACAAGUCUGCCCCUCCUGGGGCCGUAAGGCCGACACCUUGGCCUGCUCUCUAAGGCAGGCCCACUUCUCCUCCUGCUGCCCUCUAGAGCACCUGAGCCCUCCCUAGGGACAGAACAAACUUAGGAGCUGGUAGAAACAAAGGACACCCCCUACCAAUGCCUAUGUGGGACUGAACUGGAGAAUCCUUACCCUAGCCAGGCAGAGGCAAGUCUAGGUCCCCUGGCAGCUGCUAGAAUGGAAGGGUCAGCCCUCCCCUAUCUGCCCAGGUCCCCAAUGGGCCUCAGUGAGCCCCAGAACUGGAAGACAGUGCCAACUCUGACUACAAGGAGGGGUGGGGCGAGCCCCUACCCCCAUGGGGAUGGAGUGUAUCCCAGUAGCCCACAGAUGGCAUCUGUCCUUGUAGGGAGGGAGCAUUUGGGGCUAUAAAACUAGCCCAGCUUCUGGGGCACUGGCCAGAGUUAACAAUGGGGCCAUGGGGCCUCUGAUUAGAAGCCCCCUCUACCUCCUCCCAUCUGCCUAGAGUGGUGGAUGGGACCCAGUGCAUGCCUACUCCGCUCAUUCCUGCCCAGGGCCCGUGGUUUGAGGGCCACCCCUGGCCCUUGGACCCAGCCCUUUGCUCUUUGCUGUCUGUGCUGGGAAAGGGGCUUCAGAGGGAAACUGAGAUAUGGGGGCAAUGGCACCACCUGGGCCCGGUGGAGGAGCUGGUGGGGAGGUUGAAAGGCACCCAGGUCCUUGAAACUAUCAGGAGCUGUAUGGGUGCCCACCUGCAUGUGAAGGGGGAGGCAGUACUCAAUUUAUUUCAAUAAACACUUAUGAUGUGCCAGUGA
Molecule: messenger RNA, 2848 nt
Organism: Miniopterus natalensis
Lineage: Eukaryota; Metazoa; Chordata; Mammalia; Chiroptera; Miniopteridae
Source: RefSeq, a predicted model, not a curated record